Messenger RNA from Cynocephalus volans (Philippine flying lemur), 2101 nucleotides. It is a transcript of the gene SLC25A51, whose product is annotated as solute carrier family 25 member 51. The transcript is spliced from 2 exons. Lineage: Eukaryota; Metazoa; Chordata; Mammalia; Dermoptera; Cynocephalidae. The record is from RefSeq and is a predicted model, not a curated record. Gene Ontology annotation, molecular function: NAD transmembrane transporter activity. Gene Ontology annotation, cellular component: mitochondrion. The coding region runs from base 277 to 1170 and encodes 297 amino acids. Gene Ontology annotation, biological process: mitochondrial NAD transmembrane transport.
GUGCGAUGGCGGGACCGUCUACCUACCCUGCCGCGGCGGGCGGCGGCCGGGAGAAGUCGGCCCGCAUCAUUUGCGGGCCGCAGGUUUAGGGAGAGGCGGCCGGGCGGCGUCUGCCUCACGUGAUCCGCUCUUCCCCUCCCCCUCCCCCCCGCCGCUCCGCGGUUGGUCAAGUUCCGCGCCUGCGCGGGCGCUGGCUCGCGGGCUUGCGGUCCUGCGGGACGUCCGCGGUGAUGGGUUAAAAAAAAUCCUUCAUGAAGAAGAAAGAUCUUAAGCAACAUGAUGGAUUCAGAAACUCAUGAAAAGAGGCCACCGAUGCUAACAUCUUCAAAACAAGAUAUAUCGCCUCACAUUACAAAUGUUAGUGAAAUGAAGCAUUAUUUGUGUGGCUGCUGCGCAGCUUUCAACAAUGUAGCAAUCACAUUUCCCAUCCAGAAGGUCCUCUUUCGGCAACAGCUGUAUGGAAUCAAAACUCGGGAUGCAGUACUUCAGUUGAGGAAGGAUGGAUUUCGAAACUUGUAUCGUGGAAUCCUUCCCCCAUUAAUGCAGAAGACAACUACGCUGGCGCUUAUGUUUGGUUUGUAUGAAGAUUUAUCUUGCCUUCUCCAUAAGCACGUCAGUGCUCCAGAGUUUGCAACCCGUAGCGUGGCGGCAGUACUUGCAGGGACAACAGAAGCUAUUUUCACUCCAUUGGAAAGAGUUCAAACAUUGCUUCAAGACCACAAGCAUCAUGACAAAUUUACGAACACUUAUCAGGCUUUCAAGGCACUGAAGUGCCAUGGAGUUAGAGAGUAUUAUCGAGGUUUGGUGCCCAUUCUUUUCCGUAAUGGAUUCAGCAACGUCCUCUUUUUUGGCCUCCGAGGCCCCAUUAAGGAGCAUUUGCCAACUGCAACAACUCACAGUGCUCAUUUGGUCAAUGAUUUUAUCUGUGGAGGUCUACUGGGUGCCAUGUUGGGAUUCUUGUUUUUUCCAGUUAAUGUGGUAAAAGCUCGCAUACAGUCUCAGAUUGGUGGGGAAUUUCAGUCUUUCCCCAGGGUUUUCAAAAAAAUCUGGCUAGAACGGGACAGAAAACUGACAAAUCUUUUCAGAGGUGCCCAUCUGAAUUACCACCGGUCCCUCAUCUCUUGGGGCAUAAUCAAUGCAACUUAUGAGUUCUUGUUGAAGGUUAUAUGAGAAAAAUCAUCAGUUAAGUGCCAUUUAUCAACUGAAUAGACCUAAGAAGAGUGUGGUUUGGCCUUGUUUCUAAUUGGCCAAAUACAAGUUGGUUUCAUAAGUCCAGGCCACAGUCAAUUAUGGGCAAAGCUGUUUUCCUUAAGCAUCAACAAAAACAGUAAAAGUUUUCAAUAGGAAAAUUUAAGGUUUUUGUUUUAUUAUCAUUACCCAGGAGCUUUAGGCUAAUUGCCUGGUGAGUAGCUGUCUAUCUGAUGGCCUUUGACAAGGAACCUUGAUAGCCAAGAUAAUGAUUCUUUUUCUCAGAACAGUCCUUAAAACUUCUGUAUUGAAACAUACAUGGUCAUGAUGGGCCAAAGGAAAGGCUCUUAACGGCUGCAGGACUUCUCAGGCUUACUCUGCUACUUUAUUUCUUGCUUCUCUGUUCUCAGGAGUAAUCACAAAGGGUAGUCUUCACUAAACUUAAGCAAAUAUGUGGUAGGACAGAACAGAGAAGAAAAACAGCUUAUUAGCUUCUCAUGAUAAAUUGCUUAUAUUAGUUUUGAAACUAAGCACCUAUUGGGGUAGUCACUGUCCAGACUAUUUAGACAUGGUAGGAUCAGCAACUAAUGAAAGUUCCCAUUUUGCUUCGUAGGUCUGAAAAAUUUGUUUAAAUCUGAUAUGACCCUUCUAAAAAAUCCUUAUAUUAGUUUCACUUAUUUCAUUGCCAAAGGAUGGAGGGACUUAAAUUUUGUUGUACGUUUCAUCCUGUUAAGAAAUUUCAUAUUAAUUGCACAUACAUCAUACUCUGUUUAGUUUGUUUUUUUUAAAUUAUUUGUGCCAACUUAGCAAAGGGCUUUGAGUUGGUUUCCUUUGAGUAGUAGCUUGUCAUACUGAAACAUCCUGUUCUCUUGAAACUCUCCUUUUAAAAAAUAAACACUUCCAUAAAAUGUUA